This is a messenger RNA of Ananas comosus (pineapple), 1446 nucleotides long. RefSeq names its product probable serine acetyltransferase 1. The record is from RefSeq and is a predicted model, not a curated record. NCBI's taxonomy places the organism in Eukaryota, Viridiplantae, Streptophyta, Magnoliopsida, Poales, Bromeliaceae. Gene Ontology annotation, cellular component: cytoplasm; cytosol. Bases 347 to 1300 code for a protein of 317 amino acids. The transcript has a single exon. Gene Ontology annotation, molecular function: L-serine O-acetyltransferase activity.
UUUUGUUUCAGCUUUAUUAGCCGCCAUCGGAAUCAAAAUAGUCUACGGCCACUAUUUCGUCCAUUUUUUUGUAUGGAUUCCGAAUCAAACACGACUGCACGCGGAACACUAUGGACUCUUCCUCGUUGAACCGAGCCUAAAUGUUACUUGGGCCCAAGGAGGACCAGCCACAGCAUAUUAUUCUGUGAUCCCAAAUUCCCCAAAAAACGCCCUCUAAUACAUCAUCUCAACCAAUCCCACCAUUCGUCGCAGUACUCCCCACCUCAACUCUCUCUCUCUCUCUCUCUCUCUCUCUCUCUCUCACCCUCCGAAUUAGCGGCGGCGGCGGCGGCGAAGAAGGAAGAAGAUGCCGGGGGGGCACCACGAGGUUAACAGCAGCGGCGGCGGCGCCAGCAGGUCCAAGGACGAGGAGAACGGCGGCGUCGGCGGCGGCGGGGGGACAAGGGGUGGGGUGCCGCGGGCGCUGUCUCCGGAGGCGGUGCCGGCGUACCCUCCGCCGGAGUCGGAGGAGGAGGAGAGCUGGGUGUGGUCGCAGAUCAAGGCGGAGGCGCGGCGCGACGCGGAAUCGGAGCCGGCGCUGGCGAGCUACCUGUACGCGACGGUGCUGUCGCACCCGUCGCUCCCCCGAUCGCUGUCGUUCCACCUGGCCAACAAGCUCUGCUCCUCCACGCUGCUCUCGACCCUGCUCUACGACCUCUUCCUCGCCUCCUUCUCCGCCAACCCCUCGCUCCGCUCCGCCGCCGUCGCCGACCUGCUCGCCGCCCGCCAGCGCGACCCCGCCUGCGCCUCCUUCUCCCACUGCCUGCUCAACUACAAGGGCUUCCUCGCCAUCCAGGCCCACCGCGUCGCCCACCUCCUCUGGCUGCAGCACCGCGGCCCCCUCGCCCUCGCCCUCCACUCCCGCGUCGCCGACGUCUUCGCCGUCGACAUCCACCCCGCCGCCCGCGUCGGCAAGGGCAUCCUCCUCGACCACGCCACCGGCCUCGUCAUCGGCGAGACCGCCGUCGUCGGCAACAACGUCUCCCUCCUCCACCACGUCACCCUCGGCGGCACCGGCAAGGCCGUCGGCGACCGCCACCCCAAGAUUGGCGACGGCGUCCUCAUCGGCGCCGGCGCCACCAUCCUCGGCAACGUCCGCAUCGGCGCCGGCGCCAAGAUCGGCGCCGGCUCCGUCGUCCUCACCGACGUCCCCCCCCGGCUCGUCGGCGGCAAGGAGAAGCCCGCGCGCCACGAGGACGUCCCCGGCGAGUCCAUGGACCACACCUCCUUCAUGGACCAGUGGUCCGACUACACCAUCUAGUCUCCUUUUUCAAAGGUUUUAACCGCCGCCGCUGCCGCUGCCGCCGCCCCCACCCCCACCCCCUCUGCUCUGCUGCAACAUCUCCAUUCAUUAGGUAUAUAUGGCAAGUUGCUCCUGCUCCUCCCCCUUCUAGGAAUACUAAUAAC